Messenger RNA from Nymphalis io (European peacock), 4963 nucleotides. RefSeq names its product protein SPT2 homolog. Gene Ontology annotation, molecular function: histone binding; DNA binding. The transcript is spliced from 9 exons. Bases 160 to 2172 code for a protein of 670 amino acids. Gene Ontology annotation, cellular component: nucleolus. Lineage: Eukaryota; Metazoa; Arthropoda; Insecta; Lepidoptera; Nymphalidae. Gene Ontology annotation, biological process: nucleosome assembly; regulation of DNA-templated transcription. The record is from RefSeq and is a predicted model, not a curated record.
UAAUGUACUCUGUGCUUAGUAUGUUUCCAGAAAAUGGUUGGAUAGUGUGUCGAAGUCUGACACGUAUUUAGCGAUAAAUCGUAAAAACUCUUCGCAAAGUUUAUUAUGUUGUUAUUUUAAUUGAGUGCUACGAGUAAAAAGUUACUUAAUUAUUCCAAAAUGGAGUUUCGAGAAACUUUGCUGGCUGCUCAACGAAAUCAACAACAAAAGUCAUCUGCUGAAAGUAUGUAUUACAAAGCCCGCUUUGAUCCUCCAAAGAAGGAAUUAAAACCAAGAGAUCGAUUGUCAGCCAAUAUCCAAAAGUUUUUGGCUAAAAAGGAAGAAGAAGAAAGACAGAAAAAAUUGGAUGCACAAAAGAAAAGAGAUGAGCUUCUUGCAAUGCGAGACCCAAAGGCAUUAAGAAAGAUUCAAAAGACCCUGAAAGUGAUUAAGUCUGCUAAUAAAUCAGUGUUAGCUGAUGCAAUUGAUACAGAACACACUGCAGUGACAAGGGAAGGUCCUGAUCAACCAGACCAGGAUGAUUAUGGUUAUGAAUCACAAGAGGCUGCUGCACUGUAUGAGAAAAUGAUGCAAAAAUAUAGCAAAGUGCCUGAUAAGCCAAAAUUUGCACCGGGUAGUAAUAAUGUAAGUAAAGAUCUAAAUGGUACAAGAGAAAGAGUAAAACACGCUCUGCAACAUGAAGAGGAGCCAGUUCCUCAUAAAAGAAGACGUCGGACGGAACAUGAUGAUGGAGAUAUAAGUCCACCUCAAAAGUAUGAACCUGAAAAGAAAAAAGAUGAAAAGCCCGAGAAACCUAAAAUAAGAAAGCCAGCUCCACCUCCUUUAGAUUUUAAUCAAUUAUUAAAACUUGCCGAACAAAAAAAGAGUGUUCCCAUUGAAGUAGCCGCAAAGAAAGUUGUCACAGAGCAGGAACCCGAUAGACUCAUGACGAAGAAACAAAAACGCGAAUAUGAAGAGGAAAUGGCGCGUCGUCAAAGGAGACAGGAACGUAUCGAUGCUGAAAAAGCGGGUGGCCGUAAAGCUCCUAAAGAGGAAAGAACCGUUGAAAAAACCAAAAGAACAGAACCCUCAAGUUUCGGGCGCAUUCCAAAACUAAGCGAUAAAAAUUCCAACCAGAAAACUGAUGCACCGCCUAAAACAUACGAAAGAGAAAAAGACAGUGAACGAGAAAAACAUGACGAUUUACAGAAAGAAAGAGAAAAAUUAAGAUUGCAGAAAGAAAAAUUAGAACGGGAAGAGAAGAGGUUAAGAGAUAGAGAAAGGGAGAUAUUGAAAGCUGAAAAAGAAAGAAAUGAACGUGAAAUGAAACUAAACAAAGAUAGAUUAGAUAAAAUUAAAACUAAGUUAGAGAAAUCAGAUAAAAAUGUAGAUAGAGCUAAAGUCGCUUCAAGGGAACAAGAAAUUAAAAAAAGUAUAGACUUGAAGAGUCAAAACACAUACAGGAUAGAUAAAAACUCAAAUGAAAAAGAUAUCAAGAAAACAGGUGUGCCUCAAAAGUCACAUGAUCAAAAAUAUAUGAACGGACUCGGUUCACAGGGUAAGCCCGUGCCAAAACUAAAUAAGGAACAGAGCAUCAAUAAGAACGAUAGAGAUAGGAUCGGCUUAGCGAAACAGAAAAUGAACGAAAGUUCUCCUAAAUUGAACGGCCACGCUAGGAACGAGAAACGGCCAGAAGUUAAUAAAGGUCAACCUCAAAAACGACCCGACGAUAAACGGCCACCCAAUCCAAAAACACCGGGUUCGAGUAAGCCCGCAAUGUCGAAUAGCUUUGAUUUUGAUAAACACGUGAAUUCUUUGGGCAAGAAUGGCACGAAGCAGUUCCCACCCAGCAACGUCAGGAGGAAACCGCAUCCUGACGAUAGGAAAAGACCUAAACGUCGCAUGCUCGAUUCUGACUCUGAAUAUGAUUCGGAGAUGGACGACUUUAUCGACGACGGCGACGAGAACAUGGACUACUCGAAGCACAUCAAGGAAAUAUUUGGCUAUGAUAAGUCAAAAUACCGGCAUAUAGAUGAUGAAGACGAUCCCAUGAUGGAAUCGAGUUUCGCGAGACAGCAGCGCGAAGAAUACAUUAGCAAGAAAAUAGGUAUAAUGGAGGACCUGGAAGAUAUGAGAAUGGAAGCGAUGGAGAAGAGCAAAAAGAAGAAAUCGAGACGGCUAAGUGACGACUGAACGAACUGCUCACACAAUGGACCGAUUUAAUUAUUAUGUGUGGCUUGAAAAAUGGCUUGAUGAUUUAUUUAUCAUUUAAAUGUAUACCCAAGCUGGGUAACCAAAAUAAAACAAAGCUGGUUUAAAAAAAAAAUAAACAUCCUGUGUUUAACGUAAUCAAGAUAAUAUAUAACUUUGUAAUUGUUAUAAAUUUUAUAUGUAAUAAAGAUUAAAUUGAUAAUUUUUAUAUAAUAGAUUCCUUUAUAGUGUCGAGAUUGUUGAAUUUAAUUUUAGAUCUUGUGGAGCAAAGCGUUAUGCUAUGUGAUGCGAUGUCUCUGUUUCCAUUCGCAAGGAGACUUGUUUAGACAUGAUUUCCGGGUAAUUCCGGGAUACUAAGGCUGUGAGGUCUGAACCCUAGUUUGGCCAAUCGAAAGAUAUUGGGGUUUCUUUCAAGGAAUUCUCAGUUGAAUUUAAGAAGUUGUUAGUCUUACACCGUGCUAGAACAGUGUCCGUUCAUGCCGAAACACUUUUGGCUCGUGUCCUAUCGCUAUAUGAGAGCGAGACAAUAGAUAGUGUGACUGCUUGCGCACACGCAACUAUAAAGUCUAUGCCUAUUUCAAGUCAAGAGGUCGCCCUCCUGAAACAAUAGUCAUGUCAUCAGACCACUGUCACUAGAUCCAGCACCAUUGCCCCAAUCAAAUACGCUUGCUUCAAGGCCAUAUUUUUUACGACAUCGUUAUAAGACUUUUGUAACAGAAAACUGUUCACUGAGAGCCGUGUUUGGAGGUUAGGGACCCAAGGCAACAAAGGAUUGGAGGUUAUUAAUUAUUUUCCAAAUAAAUUAAAUUCUGUUGACAAACAUACAGAUUACCGUUAAAUUACAAGAAUCAUUCUUGUAUUUUACCGUUAUCUGUAAUUUACUCGUCGGAAUUGGGAUGUUUUUUUGUUUAUGAAAUCUCUAUUGUGAAGGUAUUGGGGAUGUAGCGCUGGAUGCUAAAUCGCCUAGAUCCGGUCCUGGUUGUGUUCCUAUUCACUCCUCUUUUCUGUAUUAAAGUUCAGCUUGCGAUUGAUUAUGCUUGCACUUACAAAAUGUCGUUUCAAUUGUGUAUCAAGUCAUAAUCUGUCCAAGUGAUGUCAAGUGGUGAUAAGUGUGUUGGUACUCUAAGCUCACCGCUCGUGACCGAUGGAAGCUUUUCCUCACAGACGUUUCGUUUCAAAACGUAAAAUAUAGCGUGGGUUCCUCUUGAAAUUUCAGUCUUAUUGUCCUAAGCGAAACAACUUCAAAUCGACAAAAAUAUAUCAACAUUGCGUUUUCAUAUUAUACGAGUAUUUAAAACUAUGCGAUAAAACGAACUCAAAUGUGAUAAAAAACAUUUGUUUUAUUCUAACUUGAAGAUUUAAUAUUUCGUUCUGAUUACAUACGAUUAUAGUCAAAUUUGCACUUCAAUAAUAGUUGCACUGCAUUUUUUUAAAGUUUUUACAUUUUAAAAGCUUUAAAUUCGCGGCGCGUUCGCGCUUCGUGGCGUUUCCGGGUCGGUGACGGUUUUAAUCCCGCUACAAAGAGAGUGAGCGAGUUAAAAGGCCAUAUUUCUUGCACUGAGACCACGCAUGAAUCGUGUUUGAAGUUCGCGGCCGACAUUUAUGGGCAUUCUUCAAAUACAUCGAAUAUAUUUCAAAACAUUUUUAUUUAAUAGUGCAAUGAAGUAUUAAUAACUUGUAUUUGCAGAAUGAGACUUGCCCACGUUUAAGCUGCCAGCCUCUAUGUAAUCUUCAAUAAUAAGACAUUUGUAUAUAUUAAAAUAUUAUCUGAAAUAUAAAUUUGUAAAGUUACCACGCUUUUUAAGAACCAAUAGAUUUUAGUUUAAUAAAUUGUCAUAAUAAUGAUAUAAUAUAUUUUUUGCUUAUUGUAUAUACGUAUCACACAGCCAUAGCAUAGAAUGUUUUUUUUUUGUAGAUUUUAAACUUUAUGCCACACGUCAGUUCUUUCACUGCAAUCCUUAUACUUUGUCUGUUCCACAAGAUCUUUUAAAAAAAACAGUUGAGCACAGAAAGCGAGGUUCGUUGUCAAUUUAAAUAUUACAUCGUGUCUUACUAGCUUUGUAAAUGUUAUAAAACCUGGUUUUUAUGUUUAAGAACAUAAUUUAAAGUCAUUAUUGUCUAAAAUUUUACAAUAUCUAAUGUAAUUUUCAUCGAUAUACACUUUGUACUUAGUGCGACUUGCGAUUGUAUAGCCUAUUCCAGAUACAAGAUGAGUAAAUGAGUAAACAUCUUUAGACAUUGAAUUGACGCUAUACGAUAUCUUGAAUAAUCUGUGAAAUUCAUUAUGGAUUCACGAAAAAAUGGCGUUUUGGAAUUAAAAUUGAUGUAAAUGAAUGGAAUAGCGUUGUAUUAUAAAUAAAGAUAUCUUAAUCAAGAACUAUUUGUAGUGCAAAUUAUAGUAGAGUCAUCAGCAAUUUGCAUGGAAUAUGAAAAUCUAAGCGUUGUUUAUAUAUACUCCUUGGAUUGGAAUAGGCUAUAUAAUGAAAUCCCUAUUCCAUAUACAGCUCUCCCUGCGUUAUAGAUAAUAUUUCAAAUAAAAGUUUGUUUAUUUCAGUCUCCUUCUAACACGAUGUUUGCAUUAAUAUGGUUUUUAUAGUUAUUAAAUUAUGAUUACCAUUUACAAUUUCAUCAGCACAAAUAACCUAUAACAUAUAUAUUUUAUUAAGGAUUCCUUAAGUUUAUUCAAAAUAAAUAACUGCCUUUCUCCGGUUGUUUAAAAAUAGUUUGUACUGGAAAGUGUUGUAACCGUAGUAAUAUUUGAUUAUUGUAAUUA